UCAUACACAUCAUGAAAUCCAUUCUCUCAAAUGGCUUCCCCAAAUAUUAUUACACUUAUCUUCUUCUUGCUAAUUCUUUGUGUUAUAAACAAUACACCAUGCGAAGCACAGUUAUCUUCUACAUUCUAUGACGCUUCAUGUCCCAAUGCACUACGUACAAUCAGGACAUCCAUCCGAACAGCCAUAUCUCGUGAGCGUCGCAUGGCAGCUUCCAUCGUUCGUCUCCACUUCCACGACUGCUUUGUUCAGGGUUGUGACGCGUCUAUCUUGCUAGAUGACGGUCCUUCAAUCAUAAGUGAAAAGAAUGCAUUGCCUAAUAAGGGUUCAGUAAGAGGUUAUGAAGUGAUAGAGGCAGCAAAAUCUGAGGUUGAAAAACUCUGUCCUGGAGUUGUAUCAUGUGCGGAUGUACUAACCGUUGCUGCCUGUGAUGCCUCAGAAAUGGUUGGUGGUCCAUCAUGGUCUGUGAAGCUCCGAAGAAGAGACUCAACCACGGCUAGCCUUCUUCUAGCAGAAUCCGGUGCUCUUCCUAGUUUCAAAGCAUCGCUAGACUCACUUAUAUCCACCUUUGGUGAUAACGGGCUUAGUGCCAGGGACAUGGUUGCAUUAUCAGGAGCUCAUACUAUUGGACAAGCGCAAUGCUUCUUAUUCCGUGAUAGGAUAUACAACAACGGAUCAGACAUUGAUGCAGGAUUCGCUAGCACCCGUAGACGUCGUUGCCCUAUCAACGACGGCAACGGAAAUCUUGCACCACUCGAUUUAGUGACUCCUAAUUCGUUUGAUUAUAAUUACUUCAAGAACUUGAUACAAAAGAAGGGUCUUCUUGAGUCUGAUCCAGUGUUGUUUAGCGGUGGAUCAACAGACAGCAUUGUUAGGGAAUAUAGCAAUAAUCCUUCAAAGUUCAAGUCGGAUUUUACAGCUGCAAUGGUGAAGGUGAGUGAAAUCAGGCCUUUAACAGGUCAAGAAGGAGUCAUACGAAGAAUUUGUGGUGCUCUUCCCUAGUUAUUUUGAAUGUCAUCUAAAUCUUUUUUCGAUUACUUGGAAAUUACACUGUUUGUAAUCAUAUCUUGAUUCCUUUAUUUAUUUUUUUAUUUUCAACUGUAAAGAAAAAGACCUUCAAUAGUCCAUUACACUUUUUGUAUUGUUUGCAUCGUGUUAAAGAGAAAUUUGUUGUUCAAUGAAUAAGAAGUGUGGGUUUCAUUCUC
This is a messenger RNA of Helianthus annuus (common sunflower), 1202 nucleotides long. RefSeq names its product lignin-forming anionic peroxidase. Bases 31 to 999 code for a protein of 322 amino acids. Lineage: Eukaryota; Viridiplantae; Streptophyta; Magnoliopsida; Asterales; Asteraceae. Gene Ontology annotation, biological process: response to oxidative stress; hydrogen peroxide catabolic process. The transcript has 3 exons. The record is from RefSeq and is a predicted model, not a curated record. Gene Ontology annotation, molecular function: peroxidase activity; heme binding.